AUGAAGGAACAAAAUCUCAAAAUUCUCAUUGCAACAACACUGAGAGUGUUUACAAUGCUGUCAUUAUUCUGUUGCACAAACGUUGCAAUUACCACAACCAACAACCUCAAUCCACUGAUCCUAAUCCCAGGUAAUGGAGGAAACCAACUAGAAGCAAAACUAACCACACAAUACAAACCUUCUAGCUUAAUCUGUGAUCCAUGGUACCCUCCUUUCAAGAAGAAAAAUGGAUGGUUUAGAUUAUGGUUUGAUACAACCGUUUUACUUGCUCCUUUCACAAAGUGUUUUGCUUCUCGCAUGACUCUUUACUAUGACAAACAACUUGAUGAUUUCUUUAAUGCCCCUGGAGUACUCACACGUGUCCCUCGCUUUGGUUCUACCUAUUCUCUUCUGUAUCUCGAUCCUAGUCUCAAGGUUGUGACAGAUUACAUGGCACCUUUAGUUGAAUCAUUAGAGCAACUUGGUUACAUAGAUGGUGAAAAUCUGUUUGGAGCUCCUUAUGAUUUUCGAUAUGGUUUAGCAGCGCCGGGUCAUCCAUCUCGAGUAGGUUCGAAAUUCUUAAACGAUUUAAAGAAUUUGAUAGAAGAAGCAAGCAAUUCCAAUGGAGGAAAACCAGUGAUACUUGUUUCACAUAGCUUAGGAGGUUUAUAUGUUCUUGAACUCCUUAAUCGGAACCCGUCUUCUUGGCGAAAGAAAUUUGUUAAACAUUUUAUAGCUCUUUCUGCUCCAUGGGGUGGAACUGUUGAUGAAAUGUUUACUUUUGCAUCGGGGAAUUCUUUGGGGGUGCCAUUAGUAAACCCUUUGAUAGUGAGAAAUGAACAGAGAAGUUCUGAGAGUAAUCUAUGGCUUUUGCCUAAUCCUAUGAUGUUUGAUGGUGAAAAACCAUUAGUUACUACUCCGAAUAGAAGCUAUUCAGCUCAUGAUAUGGUUGAUUUUCUCAAAGAUAUUGGUUAUCCUGAAGGAGUUUAUCCUUAUGAAACUCGAAUUUUGCCGCUGAUAGCGAAGAUAGGAGCACCAGAAGUGGAUGUAACUUGUAUUGUUGGGGAAGGUGUGAGGACUCCUGAGGAAUUGUUUUAUAGGAAUGGUGAUUUUGAUGAACCGCCGGAGUUUUUGUAUGGUGAUGGCGAUGGAACUGUGAAUAUGGUGAGCUUAUUGGCACUUGAAAAGUUAUGGAAAGAUGAGAAGAAUCAGUAUUUGAAAGUGAUUAAGAUUGAAGGGGUGUCUCAUACUUCAAUAUUGAAAGAUAAAGUUGCACUUGAUGAAAUAAUUGGUGAGAUUAGUAGAAUUAAUUCUAAUGUUCAAAUCAGUGGAAGUAACGUUUCUUUUGCUAUUUCUGAUGCGAAAUGA
Lathyrus sativus (Indian pea) is the source of this 1347-nucleotide messenger RNA. NCBI's taxonomy places the organism in Eukaryota, Viridiplantae, Streptophyta, Magnoliopsida, Fabales, Fabaceae. The record is from the annotation of a GenBank genome assembly.